This is a messenger RNA of Vitis riparia (riverbank grape), 1535 nucleotides long. Its product is annotated as GDSL esterase/lipase 5-like. The transcript has 5 exons. Bases 93 to 1268 code for a protein of 391 amino acids. Gene Ontology annotation, molecular function: hydrolase activity, acting on ester bonds. Lineage: Eukaryota; Viridiplantae; Streptophyta; Magnoliopsida; Vitales; Vitaceae. The record is from RefSeq and is a predicted model, not a curated record.
AUUUCAUUGGAGGGAUCGCCAACUAAAACCCUAGUUUGGAGUUAUAUAAGGAGUACAGAGAAGAUAUCAAGAAUGGUUCAUCUUCCUAAUUAAUGGCGAGCCUGAUUUCAGAAUUUGGCUACUGGGUCACCUCCAUAGCCAUAAUAUCAUCAGUAUUUUGUGCUGGGGCAUGGGGACAGCCAUCGGAGAAGACCAGCGCCUUCUUCAUCUUCGGAGACUCGACUGUCGAUCCCGGCAACAACAAUUACAUCAACACCAUCCCUGAAAACAGAGCAGACUACAAGCCAUAUGGCCAGAAUGGCUUCUUCGAUCAGCCCACUGGCCGCUUCUGUGAAGGCCGAAUAAUCGUUGAUUUCAUAGCUGAGUAUGCUAAUCUGCCAUUGAUUCCUCCAUUUUUUCAACCAUCCGCUGAUUUCAUUAAUGGCGUCAACUUUGCCUCUGGUGGGGCUGGCAUUCUUUCUGAAACCAAUCAGGGCUUGGUGAUUGAUCUUCAAACACAGUUGAAGAACUUUGAGGAGGUGCAAAAAUCAUUAACAGAGAAGUUGGGAGAUGAGGAGGCUAAGGAACUGAUAUCAGAAGCUGUCUAUUUUAUUAGCAUUGGCAGCAAUGAUUAUAUGGGCGGCUAUCUGGGAAGUCCUAAAAUGCGAGAGUUAUACCAUCCCGAAGCUUAUGUUGGGAUGGUGAUCGGGAACUUGACUCGGGCAAUUCAGGUCUUAUAUGAAAAAGGAGGCAGGAAGUUUGGUUUCCUGAGCUUGUCUCCACUAGGUUGUUUACCUGCCCUGAGGGCUCUGAACCCCAAAGCCAGUGAAGGUGGCUGCUUGGAAGAGGCUUGUGCUCUUGCACUUGCACAUAAUAAUGCUUUGUCUGCUGUCCUCAGAAGCCUUGAACACACGAUGAAAGGGUUCAUGUACUCCAACUCCAACUUCUAUAAUUGGCUUAAUGACAGAAUAAACAAUCCCUCCAAGUAUGAUUUCAAGGAUGGGGUGAAUGCAUGCUGUGGAGCAGGGCCCUAUGGGGGCGUCUUCAGUUGUGGUGGAACAAAGAAGGUGACUGAGUACGAGUUAUGUGAGAACCCAGAUGAGUACAUAUGGUGGGAUUCUUUCCAUCCAACGGAGAGGAUCCAUGAGCAGUUUGCCAAGGGUCUCUGGGAUGGACCUCCUUUCUCUGUAGGGCCAUAUAAUCUACAAGAACUCUUCUGGAGCAAGGAGAAGAAGCGCAUGACCAUUGCUGACAUAGUGGAUGACCCGGAUAAUCCAAUCGCUGGAUGAGCUUGAUUUGACUCAUUCCACACUAAUAAGGGCAGGGCCGCAGGGAUAGAAUAACCAUAAACCUAUAAUGUUGGCACGGGAGUGGGAGGUAUAUGCUUUGGUUGUUGAGAAUCUUGAGAUACCAAAUCCAAUAUUCCCACCCCAUGUCAACUUGUACGCUUCAGCACAUCGUUGUUUUGUUGGGCACCACCUAUGUUAAUGUUACUGAUGCCAUGCCAUGUUUGGUUCUGGAAAUAAUAAUCCUUUGAAGAUGUUUACCAUGUGAAA